AGCAGGGCGUUGUUGAGCAUUACAAUCCCUAGAUAAAUACCAGGGACUUUUCAUUGCAACACAGAUAAAAGUUUGACUGUAACUGUAUAUAAGAGCUGGUCUUUGUUUUGUUCAGCAGCUCCACACAGGACGGCUGAAGAUCAUUCGACAGCAGGUCAUCAUCAUAUUUCAUAUCUGCAACAUCUCCACCAUGAAGAUGCUCACUGUGACUUUGUUUGUGUGUGCCAUGAUGGUGCUGACCCGAGCUACCCCUCUUCCACAAACAGAGGACCAACCUGAGCCAGUGGAAACUACAGUAAUAGCUGUUGAUCCUGUGCCAGUGGAAACUACGGUAAUAGCUGAACCUGAGCCAGUGGAAACUACGGUAAUAGCUGAACCUGAGCCAGUGGAAACUACAGUAAUAGCUGUUGAUCCUAUGCCAGUGGAAACUACGGUAAUAGCUGUUGAUCCUAUGCCAGUGGAAACUACAGUAAUAUAUGGUGAUUAUUUUGAUGAUUGGACAACAGAACGAACUGAUGCAGAUGCAGAUGAUGAUUCUGGGACAGAUGAAUCUACAGAAGGAACUGAUGAAGAUGCAGAUGAUGAUUCUGGGACAGAUGAAUCUACAGAAGGAACUGAUGAAGAUGCAGAUGAUGAUUCUGGGACAGAUGAAUCUACAGAAGGAACUGAUGAAGAUGCAGAUGAUGAUUCUGGGAAAGAGGAAUCUACAGAAGGAACUGAUCCAGAUGCAGAUGCCAAACCUGAGACAGAUUAAAUGAAACGCAGUGUGAUGCUCGUCUCCAAUCAGUCUGCAGCGGUAUUCUGAUGUGAUUCCUGGGCUGAAACAGAGGCAUGGUCGAGCUGUACAAAGCACAAACACCUGGUCGAUGUGUUUUCAUGCUAUAAGUCUCAUGUAUAACCUGUAGCAUCAUUAUCUCAUAUUACACCUUUCUUUUUCUGUCGCUGUAACGCUACUUAAGGAAUGAAGCGGCAAGAAACAUAAACAGGAGCUGGAUUGUUCCUGAGGCCUUGUGUCUUGAAUAAGAGCAAACUGAAUGUGUUAUGAAUGAUUUUAGCACAGCCUUAUUCUGCAGAGUAACCUGUUCUUUCUUGUCUCUUGCAAAUUAAAAAGCUUAAGCAUUGAAAAA
Messenger RNA from Micropterus salmoides (largemouth bass), 1127 nucleotides. RefSeq names its product clumping factor B-like. The record is from RefSeq and is a predicted model, not a curated record. Bases 191 to 754 code for a protein of 187 amino acids. The transcript has 14 exons. Lineage: Eukaryota; Metazoa; Chordata; Actinopteri; Centrarchiformes; Centrarchidae.